Procambarus clarkii (red swamp crayfish) is the source of this 1116-nucleotide messenger RNA. RefSeq names its product circumsporozoite protein-like. The record is from RefSeq and is a predicted model, not a curated record. NCBI's taxonomy places the organism in Eukaryota, Metazoa, Arthropoda, Malacostraca, Decapoda, Cambaridae.
AUGGUGUGGCCCCGUGCUGACCCUAAGGUGUGGCCCCGUGCUGGCCCUAAGGUGUGGCCCCGUGCUGGCACUAAGGUGUGGCCCCGUGCUGGCACUAAGGUGUGGCCCCGUGCUGGCACUAAGGUGUGGCCCCGUGCUGGCACUAAGGUGUGGCCCCGUGCUGGCACUAAGGUGUGGCCCCGUGCUGACACUAAGGUGUGGCCCCGUGCUGGCACUAAGGUGUGGCCCCGUGCUGACCCUAAGAUGUGGCCCCGUGCUGACCCUAAGAUGUGGCCCCGUGCUGACCCUAAGGUGUGGCCCCGUGCUGGCACUAAGGUGUGGCCCCGUGCUGACCCUAAGAUGUGGCCCCGUGCUGACCCUAAGGUGUGGCCCCGUGCUGACCCUAAGGUGUGGCCCCGUGCUGACCCUAAGAUGUGGCCCCGUGCUGACCCUAAGGUGUGGCCCCGUGCUGACACUAAGGUGUGGCCCCGUGCUGACCCUAAGGUGUGGCCCCGUGCUGGCACUAAGGUGUGGCCCCGUGCUGACCCUAAGAUGUGGCCCCGUGCUGACCCUAAGGUGUGGCCCCGUGCUGACACUAAGGUGUGGCCCCGUGCUGACCCUAAGGUGUGGCCCCGUGCUGGCACUAAGGUGUGGCCCCGUGCUGACCCUAAGAUGUGGCCCCGUGCUGGCACUAAGAUGUGGCCCCGUGCUGACCCUAAGGUGUGGCCCCGUGCUGGCACUAAGGUGUGGCCCCGUGCUGACCCUAAGAUGUGGCCCCGUGCUGACCCUAAGGUGUGGCCCCGUGCUGGCACUAAGGUGUGGCCCCGUGCUGGCACUAAGGUGUGGCCCCGUGCUGACCCUAAGGUGUGGCCCCGUGCUGGCACUAAGGUGUGGCCCCGUGCUGACCCUAAGGUGUGGCCCCGUGCUGGCACUAAGGUGUGGCCCCGUGCUGACCCUAAGAUGUGGCCCCGUGCUGACCCUAAGGUGUGGCCCCGUGCUGACACUAAGGUGUGGCCCCGUGCUGGCACUAAGGUGUGGCCCCGUGCUGGCACUAAGGUGUGGCCCCGUGCUGACCCUAAGGUGUGGCCCCGUGCUGACCCUAAGGUGUGGCCGCCACCGUGUGACACUCGCACAUAA